AAAAUAUUGGAGCUAAUCUUCAAUCAAAAUGAGUUCGUUCGCCGGUCGCAUGAAGGAGUAUCCCAACAUGUCGCUGGACCGUUUUGACAGGGAGAAUCUACAUGCAAGGGCUUAUUUUUUAUCUCACUGUCAUAAAGAUCACAUGAAGGGACUGAAGGGGCCUCUGUUGAAAAGAAAGUUGAAAUUCAGUCUGACAGUCAAACUGUACUGUUCAUUUGUAACUAAGGAACUGUUGCUCAGCAAUCCAAAAUAUGCCUUCUGGGAAGAUCACAUAGUUGCUUUGGAACUGGAGAGUCCCACACUAAUCACUUUGAUAGAUGAGGCUUCAGGAGAGAGGGAAGAGCUUGUGGUGACUCUGCUUCCUGCAGGUCACUGUCCAGGCUCCGUCAUGUUCUUGGUAGAGGGGGCCCAGGGGACGGUGUUGUACACAGGAGACUUCAGACUGGCAAAGGGAGACGCCUCCCGCAUAGAACUCCUCCACUCUGGGAACAGGGUGAAAGACAUCAAGAGUGUGUAUCUGGACUCCACCUUCUACGACCCUCGUUUCUACCAGAUCCCCAGCAGGGAGACGUGUCUACAUGCUAUCCGGGGGCUGGUACAGGACUGGGUCAGUAGGAGUGAGUACCAUGCAGUGUGGCUCAACUGUAAAGCUGCAUACGGAUAUGAAUACCUCUUCACUAACCUGGGGGACGAGUUUCACACACAGAUUCAUGUCAACACCCUGGACAUGUUUAAGAAGAUGCCAGAGAUUCUGAGUCAUGUGACCACGGAUCGAGCCACUCAGAUCCAUGCCUGCCGUCACCCCAAGGAUGAGGAGUUUGUGCGUGCCAGCAGGCUGCCCUGUGGUUCCUCUGCACCAGAUGGAACUCCUCUGAGGAUCAUCAGUAUCAAACCCUCCACUAUCUGGUUUGGAGAGAGAACACAGAGGACUAACGUCAUCGUCAGGACAGGCGCCAGUUCCUACAGAGCCUGCUUUUCCUUCCACUCAUCCUACUCUGAGAUCAAAGACUUCCUGUCUUAUCUCCAGCCAAUCAACAUCUACCCCAGUGUCAUUCCUAUUGGCCGAACCCACGCUGAUGUCACAGAGCUGUGAGCCAAUCAUCAUUCACUCUAGUCAUC
Coregonus clupeaformis (lake whitefish) is the source of this 1119-nucleotide messenger RNA. RefSeq names its product DNA cross-link repair 1C, PSO2 homolog (S. cerevisiae) (gene dclre1c). The record is from RefSeq and is a predicted model, not a curated record. Gene Ontology annotation, molecular function: damaged DNA binding; 5'-3' DNA exonuclease activity. The transcript has 12 exons. Lineage: Eukaryota; Metazoa; Chordata; Actinopteri; Salmoniformes; Salmonidae. The coding region runs from base 29 to 1093 and encodes 354 amino acids. Gene Ontology annotation, biological process: double-strand break repair via nonhomologous end joining; interstrand cross-link repair; protection from non-homologous end joining at telomere.